Messenger RNA from Salvelinus sp. IW2-2015, 2124 nucleotides. NCBI's taxonomy places the organism in Eukaryota, Metazoa, Chordata, Actinopteri, Salmoniformes, Salmonidae. The record is from RefSeq and is a predicted model, not a curated record.
GUGGGGGGUGGGCCUUUCCUCUUUUGUUCUCUUUCUCCUCUAUUGUUCCUCAAGCAAGGGGGAGGCCGAUGACAUCACGGAUUCCCAUCAGACCGACUCUUUGAAUGCCCUACUCCUUGACGUUUGCAGUUGUCUAAAAAACACUGUUUUGCUCUUUUUUUCUAAUCUUUAGUUUGUGUACUUUAUUGUAUUUAUACAUGGGAUAUUGCUUUUCAACAGUACAAGUUCAAAAAUCACCGGAGGACAUAUUUCAGUGUUUGAUUAAAGGGGCAUUGCAGUUAACUUGAUGUUUUUGUAAUGUCUGGAAUUUCAGCCUGCUCAGGUGGGAUGGAACUUUUGGACCGCAUCAUGACUUCACACUGCUUCCCUGGUUUUAGCACUAAAUCAUUCACUAGCUUGUUGCCUUAGUUGUAGUUUGUGCAAUACGCUUCCUUUCCUUUUUCUUUGUUUCAAACCAGUAUUUCAAGGAUCUCAAAACAAGCUGUUCACCAUACAAUAUAAUAAGUGUUCUACUUAAUUCUGGGAUGCUGACAAACUGAAUUUGUGCCUUGGCCUGCUCAGUUCCCUCUCCCUUAUCCAUUCAUGUCAGUCCCAUCUAAUGAUGUAUAUGUCUACCAUGUCACACAAGUAUUCACUGCCCAGUGAGUGCAGUUUGGCCACUUUAACUGGGUGUCACUAGUGUUAUUAGCAAUUUAUAUGUAGAGAAAAUUAUAUUUAACAGUUUGAGGGAGAAUUGUACUGUUAUAUUGAAUUAUAAUGCCUGAAUGUUUUAAUAAUGUGUGUACUGUAUAAUUUGCAAUAACAUUGAUAAUUUGCAGUUUUCCAUAUUAAUAGGCCAUAUAAUGUGUGCUUGAUUGAUCAUCUUCCUGUUUGAUUCUGGCGUUACAUUCUCGAUGAAAGAAGCAGGCAACCAUCAAUAAUAAGCAUUGCAGAAUCCUGCAUGAGAAAUAUUAUUAUUAUUAUAAUUGUAUUUUUCACAAGCAAACAGGUAGCUGUUGCACCCUGGCCCAGGGUCAUAAUACUGGUCUGAUCUGCAGGCUAUGGUUACCAGUCGAUGGACAUGAGUGUUGCUCCUGCCUGUACUAUCUGCUUCUGUUGAUAGACUCACAGAGUAGAGCUGAUGGUGAUCAGAGAGAACACUGGGUUACUCCUGAAACGGGGGAAAUCCACACCAGUAAGAUCAUUAAGUGAAAAAUAAAUACAUUUAUGAAUUACUCAUUACUUUUACAAAUGACAACCUAUAUUGCAUUGCCUGUGCUGCAUAUGAUUUGUGUGAUCUAAAUGUUGUGACACUGAAGUUGUGACAGUGCUGACUCAUAGCCUGUCCUGGGUUAAAAAAAGCUCAAAAUGUUCAAUGGUUUGCGAUUGCUUUCAAGCAGUGCUUCUGCGUCCUUGAUUGCAGUGUUCCUAGAGAUACUGUGGGGGCGUGUCGCGUUAUCAUCUUUAUGCUAUGCGUGUGAAAAGAAUAGGCUACGUUCGAUACAAUUUAAUGCAAAAGAUAAUGACAAACUAAACUGUGAAUAAGAGAUCAACGAUUGCUUGAUGGUCUGAAGCGGUAUCGACCAAUGGCACCGACAGUCGACCAAACAUCGGACAGUCAUGGCCGGUGGCUCACCAAACAGCAAACGCACUAUGUGACGAAAAAUGAUUUCUAAACACGUCUGAUUAAUUUUGGACUAUCACGGUAUUUAGGUGGAGGCUACUGUCCGUGAGCGGAGUUGACAUUUCGUGAAUGAUGCCAGUUCUGUGUGGAAUCAUAUUUCUGUUUUGGUUAGUGGAUGAGUGCACAGCUUCCAAGAACUACUGCUGGUAUUUUAAAGGAGGCUACCCCAUCUAUUUCAUAUGCCGGUCGUAUGAGGACUGUUGUGGGACGCGGUACUGUGUCCGAGCCCUCUCCAUCCAGAGACUAUGGUACUUCUGAAUGUGUCAUUCACCAGACACCCAAUGACAGCUCCAGGACUGCAGCAGCCCAGCAUGCAGAACUAUGCGGACCCAGGAGGGAUGAUCCUCACCCCUACAGCCCCCAUCCCUACCCCUCCCACUUGGCAGCACCCUACCCCUCCUGCUUACUGCAACCUCCCUCCACCCUAUGAACAGGUGCUGCAGGCCUCAGAGAAGAGGUAA